Molecule: messenger RNA, 3382 nt
Organism: Biomphalaria glabrata
Lineage: Eukaryota; Metazoa; Mollusca; Gastropoda; Planorbidae
Exons: 7
Coding region: 167-844 (225 amino acids)
Source: RefSeq, a predicted model, not a curated record
UCUAGAUAUAGUCUAGGUUGACCAGAAUUAGAAUCUAGAUAUGUGAGAUGUGAACCCUCAAAUGGAUGACCAAAGUGGUUCCGCAGAAAUGCCAGAAAGAUGAAAAUUGUAUACAAUUAAAAUAACUUCUUCAAUAAAAGCCAGCUUGAUGGCCAGAUAGGACUAAAUGCAGACCACCCCUGUCCCUUACGUCAACCCCUCUGCUGUGACAUUUUACCUUGAUGGAUGUAAACAAGCACAAAAUUUUGAAAUACUGAAUCCAUUUUCACAAGAUUUUUUAUUCAAAGUGGACAAUGCCCAUCCUGACAAAUACAGAGUGUCCCUUUCCCAAGGGGUGGUCUGUAGCCAUCAAAAGGUUAUUGUUGAGGUUAGCUGUAUCUCCAGUGUUAUAUCAUCCAAUGAAUCUAUACAAGUGAGGUUUUUUAAAUCAUCCCGUCCACGACAUGGACAAAAACCUAAAGCUCAACUAUAUAUAGGGUAUCGGGUGGUUAAUCUGAACAUAUUUCAUAAUGCAAGUGAAAGAGAAAGAACACCAUCUGAUCAUGGAUCUAGCAGAUCUGGUGGGAGUAACCUGUCAAAAGAGAACCCUAACUUAGGCAGCACAAACAUAAGUUCUAACAGCAGUGACUUUGGCCAAGGCAGCUCAGACACAUGUGCACGCAAGCGAGUGAUCACAGAUAUAAUUAUUACCAUCUGCUUGCUAGUGUUGGGCGUUGUCUUUAAGUACAUUAAUGAAGACUGGUUUUUAGUUAAUGUAUUAGAUGAAGUGAAGCCACAGACAUUAGCCAUCGUUUUCUUCACUCUGGCAUGUGUAAUGAUGCUGAAACUGUUAACCUUCAGAUGAUAUGAAAAUAUCAUACAAGCUUAACUGACAAAUAUAAAUAUAACAUCACACCAUCGAGCCUUUCGUCCAUCAAUUGAAAUAAAGAAUUUUGCAUUUUAUGUCAUCAAAUUUACUCUUUUUUUUUUUUUUUUUUUUUUAAUAAACUGUGUCAAUUUUUCUUUUUUAAAUAUAGUUUUAACUUGCAAGUUCUGUUUUGCAUUUGUCAUUUUAUGGAGGACUGAGAUUAACAAUUAGUAGUACUGGUUUUGGUUCAUUAAACUUAACAUUGCCUGUGAUUACAACUCUAUGACUUGCUGCUUUGUCUAGGAAUGUCAUUCAUGGCACAUCUACAUCUUUUCUGAUUUACUUUAGCUUGUCAUUACAGACUAUUUCUAGCUGCUCCAAGAAAAUGUUAGAAAUUGUAUAGAUUUUUCUAAAUUUAUUUUUCUCUUACUAGAAAAAAAAAACUCUUGAUUUUUUUAAAUAGGACGCUGACCGUGUCUAAUUCUUUAAUUAAUAACUUGUGCUUAAAUUUCAUUUUGAGUUUAAAAUUCAGGUCUGAUGAAACUGGAAAAUUAGCUAAGUGUAGUUUCCUGCUCAGAACAGAUUGUAAAUUUAAUAAUUUAAGGCAUUUUUAUCAAGUCUAAAGAUUAAGCAAGAGUGCAGUAUUAUAAGUUUUUAUAAACAUAUACUUCAACAUCUUAGAAAGGUCUGUUUGAAGUACUGGGUACCUAAUUAAAGUCAGUGAGUUUAAAUUUUUAAUAAAAAUAUACACUUUUGCAUUACUUUUAAUAUAUUAAUAUACUCAUUUUAUUUCAUUCUUUGGCAUUUUCUUUUAUUUGUUGUUUGCACAACUAAUGUUUUUGGUUUUGUUAUAUGUGUUUUUGCUGAAAGGAAUAUUGUUUUAAAUCUAAAUUUAAAAACAAUAAUCCAGUCAUUGUUCUUGCUGAAACAAUUUUUAUUUUCAACACUUAAGGUUGAUGACUUGAAAUAAGUUUCAGUUUUGUAUUUAUUUUUUUUUACAUUUAUGCAAUUGUAGUAAAUUUAAUGGUUUUGCUGGUCUUCAGUCCAUUUGACAUCAUUGUAAACUAUGGCAUUAUUUACAGCUGGGUGCACUUAAGAUCAGAUUAAUAGACUUGAAAUAUUUUAUUCACCUGCACGUGCAAUGUGCAAGGCUAGAUUGUUAUAUAGAAAAAGUAUAGAAUUAUUUUAUCUUUUUUUUUUUGCUAAGCUCAUCAGAAUUCAAUUUCAGAUGAUUUCAGUUUAACAAAGUUUCUAAUAGUACAGUUGUUGUUUUUUUGUUCAUUUUAUUUAUUAUUAAUUUAACAUCUAUUUAUGUUACAUUAUGAAAGCAUUAUAGUUUGUGGUUCAUUAUUUUAUUUUUUAAUGCUGUACACUAUAUUUGUUUCUUACUAUAAUUAGCAUCAAUUUGAGUCUAGAUUAAAUACCACAAUUUACCUCAGUGUUGUAAAUAUUAAGCAGAUUUUUUGUUUCAUUUUGUCUUACUAAUACUUUGUGAAAACUAAAACUUUUGACAUUUUGACCUUAGAAGGUCAGUUGUAUUUAUAAUGGAUCUAACUUGUCUCUUUGUAUAAAGUUUUAAAAUAUUUUGUUCAAUGCUGACAGAGGUUGUGUGCUGAUUUGAAGAUCUUCUCAGUGCUUGAGUUCCAGUACUUAAAGUCACAAUAUACUCAUUUAUAUCAGUGUCAUUUGUUUGUGUAUUUAAGUUAACAUAACUUUAGUGGCUGAAUGGUUAGUGCUUGACUGCUGAAUGGAGGAUCUCAGGGUUUACUCCUCUGCAGGCUGGGACUUAAAAAGUAGUAUUAUUGGGGAUGUUCUCAGUUUACCCUGCUCUAUUGGUACCUAACAUCUGUUCAGCUUUUCUUAUUCUGUGGGGUGGAUAUGCUGACAAGAGGGACAUGAAGAAGUUGUAAAUCUACAUGUUAGUAUUGAUCAAGUAAAACAAUACCAAUAUUAGUAAUGUUUUUUCUUCUUCUUUUUGUAAUAUCUGAAAUGUAAAGGGAAAAGAUUACAACAGAAAUACUUCAUUUCAAAAUAAUUUUAUCUGAUACCUUUGUUCUGACCAAUUCUCUUUUAUAUAGUUAGUUGCUGGUGUUAAUUAGUUACCUUUUUUGAGUAGAGUUGGAUAAAGUAUGUCUUGGACACUAGUUUUUAAAUGAUAUUUUUGAGCAUGUAAGUAACAACAAUUGUCAUCAAAAUGUGAGCGUGGGCUUAAUAAAUCAAGAGUGAGAGUGAACAUUUGACCAUGUUCAUUAUACUAAAUAUGUUUUAAAUAUAAGAGUUUGACAAAAGUGUGUAGUAUUUAUUUCUGUCAUAACCCAUCUUUGAUGACAGUUUAGUGGGAAUGCUAAAUAGUUUGUGAUGUUUCUUCUAGCAUGCACUAAUAAUGGUUGGUUUUAGUCAUUAAAUAUUUAGUAAACUUGUAACCUUAAAAAUAGCAAUGUAGAUCUUUCUUUUAUUUGUUUGGCAAUGCUGUGAAUUGAAUUGUGUGUUAGUGUAAGUUUUACAUUUGUAAAAUAAAAACAUCAACCCAAGUCA